Messenger RNA from Cladophialophora yegresii CBS 114405, 1836 nucleotides. RefSeq lists its product as uncharacterized. Gene Ontology annotation, molecular function: transmembrane transporter activity. The transcript has 3 exons. Gene Ontology annotation, biological process: transmembrane transport. The coding region runs from base 1 to 1836 and encodes 611 amino acids. Gene Ontology annotation, cellular component: membrane. The record is from RefSeq and is a predicted model, not a curated record. NCBI's taxonomy places the organism in Eukaryota, Fungi, Ascomycota, Eurotiomycetes, Chaetothyriales, Herpotrichiellaceae.
AUGACAGACGCUACAACAAGGAAAGAGAUGGCCAACAGGUCUGAGGAGAUCGAAGCCGCUUCAGUGCCCCGACAGGACAUGGCGAUGAUUGAGGAUAUUGAGGAUGACCCCCAUCGCGCUGCUCUGGAGCUCAAUCCGGAGGUGGCUGAAAAAAUCACCUGGUCGACGGUAUUGUCGGUCUUCUUCUUGGGCUUGUCGUUCACAGCAUGUAUCUCGACCUCAUUUCUGCUUGCCUCCUCGAUCCUGGUCCCGAUAGGCACUGCCCUUGGAGAUUUGGAACCCAUUGGCUGGAUCGCCUCUUCCUGGGCCGUCACAUCAGCAGUUAGCAUGUCCCUCGGUGGUGGCCUCAGCGACAUCUUCGGCCGUCGCUAUGUCAUCAUGGCAGGACAACUGCUCAACAUCGUCGGCGCCAUUGUCAGUGCGACAGCUCAGAAAGUGACACAUGUGAUUGCUGGGUCUGCCGUUAUUGGUUUCGGUGCCGGCUUGGUUUUCGUUGCUUAUGCUGGUAUUCCUGAGAUUCUCCCCAACAAGUACCGUGGGAUGGGUCUAGCGUGGACGGAAUUCUGCAUCACAAUUCCAUGGGGCUUACUGGCCACGCUCCUCGCAAACCAGCUCAACGCGCAUGCCACUUGGCGUUGGGUGUAUUACCUUUCCGUGAUUUAUGCAGCAGUCUGCUUUGUUGGGACUGCCAUCUUCUAUUUCCCGCCUGCUCGUCCACGAAAAGACUACGACAAGACUAGGUGGCAGGAAUUCUGUGAACUGGACUUUAUUGGCUACAUCCUGUAUGCUGGAGGAUUGACUGUCUUCCUCAUCGGGUUGAGCUGGGCUGGCGAGGCAGACCAUGCCUGGAGUUCGGCCUCUGUCGUCGCGCCGAUCGUGUUGGGUGGUCUGGUCUUCAUCGGCACCUUCGUCUACGACUGGACUGUCAAGCCCAAGCUUCCUUUGAUGCCACUCCACAUCUUCCGCAUGGUCCGGGAGUUCACCAUCCUACUGGUUGCGCUUUUCGUGUCCGGCAUGGUGUUUUUCGCCAUGGUGUCUCUCCUUCCACAGGCAACCGAGUCGGUUUACGACAGCGAUCCCAUCAAGCUCGGAGUGGCUUUGAUUCCUAACGGUGUUGGUCAGUUCAUUGGUGGCGCCGUCCUUCCGGCGUUGAUCCACAAGAUCAAGCAUAUCCGAGCUCAGAUCGUGGUUGCGCUGUGCAUCCAGACACUGUUUUCGGCCCUGUACGCUUACGGAAUCAUCCCUCACCAUAAGGCCGCCUGGGUGACCUUCCAGUUUUUCGGCAUGAUGUGCUUUGCAUGGAUCACCCUGUGCUCUUACGUGGUGGUUGGUCUACACGUGCCUCACAGGGAUCUGGGUAUCGCUUCAGGACUGGUCGGGACAUUCCGCAACACCGGCGGCAGCGUCGGCAUCUCCAUUUUCAACACCAUCCGAAAUGGUGUUCUUAAGAGCCAGCUGGUACCACGUAUCCUGGCGGCAGCCGCGGCCAAUGGAUUCCGUGGCGACGCGGACGCCACCGAAGCGCUUGUCACGGCUGUCACCAAUAAUGCAAGGGGUAUUCCAGGCGCCUUUGCCAAAAUCCAGGGCGCCACUCCAGCCCUGAUCCAUGCGACCUCGGAGGCAUACAAAUCGGCAUAUGGCUACGCGUAUCAACGGGUGUUCUUUAGCACCAUUCCCUUUGGCGUGAUCGCCAUCAUUGCGGCUUUGUUCAUCAAAGACGCGUCAGAAUACUUGACGAACCACACUGCAGUCAACAUGGAGAAGAACGUGCUUGGAGAGAGACCACACACUGACAAGGCCGUCGACAUGGAGCAGCCAGAGAAGGCGGCAACUUGA